Uloborus diversus is the source of this 1302-nucleotide messenger RNA. It is a transcript of the gene Vha26, whose product is annotated as V-type proton ATPase subunit E-like. The transcript is spliced from 8 exons. Gene Ontology annotation, cellular component: proton-transporting two-sector ATPase complex, catalytic domain. NCBI's taxonomy places the organism in Eukaryota, Metazoa, Arthropoda, Arachnida, Araneae, Uloboridae. Gene Ontology annotation, biological process: proton transmembrane transport. The record is from RefSeq and is a predicted model, not a curated record. Bases 100 to 780 code for a protein of 226 amino acids. Gene Ontology annotation, molecular function: proton-transporting ATPase activity, rotational mechanism.
CAGAAAUUCUAUCAUAUGACUUUUCGUUUCUCCUCUGUGUUUUGCGCUUGAAUUUCCUAUUUUGUUUCGAGAAAUAAACAGAAAUAAAAAGCCUUCAAAAUGUCUCUAAGCGACGCAGAUGUACAAAAACAAAUCAACCAUAUGAUGGCUUUCAUUGAGCAAGAAGCCAAUGAAAAAGUUGAAGAAAUUGAUGCUAAGGCAGAAGAAGAGUUUAAUAUUGAAAAAGGAAAAUUAGUUCAAGAACAAAGGUUGAAAAUAAUGGAGUAUUAUGACAAAAAGGAAAAACAAGUUGAACUUGCAAGAAAAAUUCAGAGUUCUAAUCAGCAUAAUCAAGCUAGGUUGAAAGUUUUGAAGAAAAGAGAAGAUCACAUAAAGGAUGUCUUAGAUGAGGCAAAAAAACAGCUUCACAGUAAAACUCGAGAUACUGCACGGUACCAGGAAGUCUUGAGGAAACUGAUACUGCAGGCAGUUUACCAACUUCUUGAAACCAAUGUUCUCAUCAAAUGUCGAAAGCAAGAUGUUGAUUUAGCGGAGAAGACGCUAAAAUCUAUAGCACAAGAAUAUGAAGGUCAAGUUGGAAAACCAGUUAAAAUUACAAUUGAUAAAGAGAACUAUUUGUCUCCUGAAUGUGCUGGUGGUGUAGAAAUAACAGCACAGAAUGGAAAAAUCAAAAUCAAUAACACUUUAGAAAGUAGAUUAGACAUGAUUAGUCAGCAGUUACUUCCUGAAAUCCGUGAAACUUUGUUUGGCUCUAAUCCGAAUCGCAAGUUUAAAGAUUAGAUGUAUAGCUUCUCAAAGCAUAAUUAAUGUUAACCAAGAUUCAUACUAUAUGUAACAUUCCUUGUUGUUGGAAAACUUCCAUAACCAUAGAAGUUUUCAUUUAAAAAUGAAUGUCAUUGAUUCAUGUACUCAAGUACUUUUCCAAUGUUGUUGUACAUUUAGACCUAUAAAUGAGUUAUCUAGAAGAUAGAAUGGCUUUGGUGUGUGAAUGGAAUCGUUUCAAUAUUUAGCUACAAAUCUCUCUAGUCUUUGCCUAAAUCUUUAUUUUCAAGUUCAUUGAAGAAUAUUUAUUAAUCAUUUUUCAAGAGUUAUUUAUUGUAAAAAUGUAUUGUUUUGACAAAAAAAAUGUAAAUAAAUUUUUUUCCCAAUGCAUUUUAGUAUAAGUUAGAAGUUUUUGUCAAUCCGUUUAUUAAUUAAAAAGUAAUCAAUAUUUUGUUUUGCACACAACAAUUUUAUCAAAUUAUAUUGAUGGAUAUGUUGAAGGUAAACUGCUUUUAAAAUAAAAUUGUCAUUUUUCUAGGC